This is a messenger RNA of Pseudomassariella vexata, 2173 nucleotides long. RefSeq names its product Di-sulfide bridge nucleocytoplasmic transport domain-containing protein. The coding region runs from base 260 to 1684 and encodes 474 amino acids. The record is from RefSeq and is a predicted model, not a curated record. Gene Ontology annotation, biological process: nuclear envelope organization; lipid homeostasis. Gene Ontology annotation, cellular component: nuclear envelope; nuclear membrane. NCBI's taxonomy places the organism in Eukaryota, Fungi, Ascomycota, Sordariomycetes, Amphisphaeriales, Pseudomassariaceae. The transcript is spliced from 3 exons.
CCUCCACUAGAACCAGAAUUUGCCCCCAAGCAGCAUCCACUGCACGGGAGAAGGAGCGCGAUUGCAGGUGGCGUGGCGUACUUGAUUGUUUACUGUGGCUUAGCGUUGACCCGGCUUUGCAAUUGAAGCUCUCAAAAAGCUGGAAAGUGCCAGCUGCAUCACCGCCUGUGCGCUCCACCACCCCAACUCCAUCAUCAACCUCGCUGUCAUUCCUCGUUUGCUACUCUGGAGUGCAGAAUUGGGUCCAGCGCAGGAAAAAAUGGAGAAACGUACACACGAAUCUCCCAUGGAGUGGGAAUAUCAAACUCAAGGUCCUAUGGAUCCCACCAGUCCCUUUGUCACAUCUACGAGGAAGGCGCAACAGAAUAUCGGCGUAUUUGGCUCACAGUUAGGCACCUUUGGCCAAAGCUCAUUCAGCCGCACGCAGAGCAGUCCUUAUAAACCUUUAUCUGCCACACCAGGGCAUAGCUCCUUCGCAUCCAACCCGCAACUUCAAAGAACGGCCACCGCCCCUGCCUUCCGCAACAGUGCCUUCACAACUCCCCGCAAGCCUUUGGAUCACGACGUCUUCUCCGAAGUCUCGGCCGCCGAGUCUAGUCCAGCCGCGACCGACGGGUCCGACUGUCCCGACACACCCGAGAUGGAGAACUCGCGCAGCUUUGGCCAGAUGGCCAUUACCCCUGCACGAAACAGGGCGCUGCUUAGCAAGAAGGCGUCGGGCAAGGGGGAGAUACCAAGGGUCGUGUUCAAUACAAGGGACAAGGUGCGCAAGCGGAAGAGGCGUCAAGAAGACAAGGACAUCGGCAGCUAUCGUUUGCCCUACAAACAAGCUGAUGAGUGGGACGAAAGCGAGGGCGCGGACUCGGACGACAGCGCAUUUCGACCCAAUGAUCCGUCUCCGAACAAGACUAGCCGAGCACGCGGCAAGAAGGGUUGGUUCACCAACUUCCUGUCUACAAUCCAGAAGCACCCCUAUGCGCCCGCCAUUCUUGGCUACUGGCUGCAACUCGCUUUCAACCUCGUGAUUGUAGGAAUCGUUACCUGGGUUAUGUGGAUCAUAAUCAGCGGCUUCAAAGACGAUUUUUGGGCAGCAAGGCAAGAGCUUCGUGCCGGCGUCGUGGAGGAAAUGGCCAAGUGCGCCAAGGACUACGCCGAGAACCGCUGCGCGCCCAAAGAGCAGCGAUUGCCGGCCAUGAAUCUCAUGUGUGAGGAGUGGGAAUCCUGCAUGAACCAAGAUCCUGACAAGGUCCGCCGAGUCCAGCUUGGGGCCAAGAAUAUCGUCGAGAUUAUCAAUGAGAUUUUUGAGACGAUGCAUUGGAAGACUCUGGCCGUAUUCUUCCUCCUCUUCGCCAUGCUAUGCUUCAGUGGCGCCUCGUUAUUCAAAAGCACCCCCGGUAACUUCACCACGGUGCCCCACCAGCCUCAACACUCGCAGACCGCCAAUGUUCACAUGUUGGCUCAAUCACAGCAACAGCAAGGGCAGUACUACAGCAUGAUGCCCAUGACCCCACGCCACUUCAAGGGUGGCCUGCUGCGAAACAAUGAUGAGACCCCCGACACCGAUGCGUCACCUAGUGGUUUCAGGAUGCUCCCACCGCCGUCGUUUAGGAGAAACCGAAGUCCUAGCAAAGAAGAAAGAGCUCGCAGUCCGACUAAGAGUCGGAGCCCAACAAAGAGGUAUUAGGGCAACAAUGAAGUUGGUCGUUUGUCGAAAAAAAGGAUAAGCCAGAGCCCAGCAGUGGUCGGCAAGCAUUGUGGUCAUGGUAUAUGGCAUGUUUCGUUUUGGGCGAGUAAUAUGUUGAAGGCUGCAGAAAAUUUCAGUGACUUGCAUUGCAUCAAGGCAUGGGUGGCGUUUUGUUCAAUGGAAACAUAUCCGGGCAAAUACGUAGAAUAGCGAUAAUAGUGUAUCCCCAGCUGGUUGGCUGAGAUUUACGAUGACACUACCGUUGGAGACGCAACCACCACCCAAACCGCCCAGCGGAAAACUGUGUUAGUGAAAAUCGGCAGGCUGACUCCAACGGUGGUUCGCAGGCAUGCUUGUUUUAUUUUAUUUUAGGGUAACGGCUGCGUGGCGUAGGAUUUGCCUCUCAACUGGCCUUUCCAUUCACAUUCUACGGACUAGUAGUAUUGUCCUAUUGAUUUGUAUAUCAUGAAAUUCGCCCAUGUUUACCAG